CAGCAGCCAGCCGAGAAGUGGCCAGAGAGGCCUAGGGGACAGCCAGGGACGCUGGACAUGCGGCCAGGGCCCUGGGGCCUGUCCAGGCGCCAGCGGGCCCCGUGACGGGAGGACCCCGACACCCUGGCCCGGGGAGGGGGCCAUGGUGCUGUCUGGCCGAUAUGUCAGCCGAGGUGCGGCUGCGGCGGCUCCAGCAGCUGGUGCUGGACCCCGGCUUCCUGGGGCUGGAGCCCCUGCUCGACCUUCUCCUGGGCGUCCACCAGGAGCUGGGCGCCUCCGAGCUGGCCCAGGACAAGUACGUGGCCGACUUCUUGCAGUGGGUGGAGCCCAUCGCGGCGAGGCUUAAGGAGGCCCGAUUGCGGCGGGAUGACUUUGAGAUUCUGAAGGUGAUCGGACGCGGGGCGUUCAGCGAGGUAGCAGUGGUGAAGAUGAAGCAGACAGGUCAGGUGUUUGCCAUGAAGAUCAUGAAUAAGUGGGACAUGCUGAAGAGAGGCGAGGUGUCGUGCUUUCGGGAGGAGAGGGACGUGUUGGUGAACGGGGACCGGCGCUGGAUCACACAGCUGCACUUCGCAUUCCAGGAUGAGAACUACCUGUACCUGGUUAUGGAGUACUACGUGGGCGGGGACCUGCUCACGCUGCUGAGCAAGUUUGGGGAGCGGAUUCCGGCCGAGAUGGCGCGCUUCUACCUGGCCGAGAUUGUCAUGGCCAUCGAUUCGGUGCACCAGCUGGGCUACGUGCACAGGGACAUCAAACCUGAUAACAUCCUGCUGGACCGCUGUGGCCACAUACGCUUGGCUGACUUUGGCUCCUGCCUCAAGUUGCGUUCGGACGGAACGGUGCGGUCACUGGUGGCUGUGGGCACCCCAGACUACCUGUCUCCCGAGAUCCUGCAGGCCGUGGGCGGUGGGCCCGGGCCAGGCAGCUACGGGCCUGAGUGCGACUGGUGGGCGCUGGGCGUGUUCGCCUAUGAAAUGUUCUAUGGCCAGACGCCCUUCUACGCCGACUCCACGGCAGAAACCUACGGGAAGAUCGUGCACUACAAGGAGCACCUGUGUCUACCACGGACGGACGCAGGGGUCCCUGAGGAGGCUCGCGACCUCAUUCUGCGGCUACUGUGUCCCCCGGAGGCGCGGCUGGGCCGGAACGGAGCCGCCGAUUUCCAGAAGCACCCCUUUUUCUUUGGCCUCGACUGGGACUGUCUCCGUGACAGUGUGCCCCCCUUUACACCAGAUUUUGAGGGUGCGACUGACACAUGUAACUUCGACUUGGUGGAGGACGGGCUCACUGCCAUGGUGAGCGGGGGCGGGGAGACGCUAUCGGACAUGCGGGAAGGCAUGCCGCUGGGGGUGCACCUGCCGUUCGUGGGCUUUUCCUACUCGUGCAUGGCCCUCAGGGACAGUGAGGUCCGGGGCCACACACCGAUGGAGCUGGAGUCCAAGCCUGCACCUGCUCCUGGUCUGGCGCCCCCAGUGCCCUCUGCGCAGGCUAAAGUGACAGUUCCAGAAGCCAUCGUGGCAGAAGCCAUCCCGGUAGCAGCCAUCCCGGCAGAGGCCAUGGCAGAGGCCGUGCCGGCAGCUGCCCUCCCCAUAGUGGCCAUAGCGGAGGCCGUUCCGGCAGUGGCCAUGGCAGAGGCGGCAGUAGCAGAGGCGGAGGUGACCCUGCGGGAGCUGCAAGACGCCUUGGAGGAGGAAAUGUUUACCCGGCAGAGCCUGAGUCGGGAGCUGGAGGUCAUCCGCACUGCCAACCGCAACUUCGCCAGUCAACUCCGGGAGGCUGAGGCCCGGAACCGGGAUCUGGAGGCGCUGGUGCGACAGCUGCAGGAGCGGAUGGAGCUGAUGCAGCCCCGGGGAGCAGCAGCUGUCACGGGGGUUCCCCCACCCCGGGCCACGGAUCCACCUUCCCAUCUAGAUGGCCCCCCGGCCGUGGCUCUGGGCCAGUGCCCGCUGGUGGGGCCAGGCCCCCUGCACCGCCGCCACCUGCUGCUCCCUGCCAGGGUCCCUAAGUGUGGCCUAUCGGAGGCGCGUGCCCUGCUCCUGUUCGCCGCUGCUCUGGCUGCUGCCGCCACCCUGGGCUGCACUGGGUUGGUGGCCUGCACCGGCCAACUCGCCCAGGUCUGGCGCCACUCGGGAGCCGUCUUCGUCCCCCGAACCCUAGACCCCAGUUUGUCCUCGACUUGUGGCCCACUAGAGGGAUGAGUGACUCGGCCACGGCCCAGGUUUCCGCCCCCCUCUCCCUCCGCUGCAGCCCUGUGAUCCGGGCCCGCCCCCUGGCGGCCGGGGAGGGUGGAGCCGGGGCCUCGGCCCGAGAAAAGGGGUUCAAAGGAGGCUUGUAAACUAGGAAUGCUGCUACAGUAGCCGGGAGGCUCGUGCGAGUCCUUCUUUUCAGCGGCUACGCCGAGGCCCCGAAGUGCACGAGCAAACUGCCGUCUAUAAAAGACCGCAGAGCCAGGGCUCGGCCGGCCGUUUUGCACCCUCCAUGCACGCUCCCUUCUCCCCACCCAACACACACCAGCUCACCGACCACAAAUUCUUUUAUAUUAGGCUCUGCUCACCCGGGAACGUUCUUUUCUCUAGCGUGAUCUCUGCCUGUUUUCUUGGAAGCUCUCGGUUUUUGUUUUUUGCCUGUCUCGCUUUUUCGGGGACCUCCCCCCCGCGCCCUCCUCACGCGCGCUGCUUUCCCGCCUUGGCGAUUUGCUCCGUCCGUCCGCCCUGGCUGUUUGGGUAUUUAUUGACCUGUCCUCCGACUCGCUGACAGGCUUCAGGACCCCGGUACCCUAAUCCACGUUUUGGAUGCACUGAGAUCCCGACAUUCCUCGGUAUUUAUUGUCUCUCCCCACCUAAUACCCCACCCCCGACCCUCGCAAAUA
Sorex araneus (European shrew) is the source of this 2866-nucleotide messenger RNA. It is a transcript of the gene DMPK, whose product is annotated as DM1 protein kinase. Gene Ontology annotation, biological process: actomyosin structure organization; peptidyl-threonine phosphorylation. NCBI's taxonomy places the organism in Eukaryota, Metazoa, Chordata, Mammalia, Eulipotyphla, Soricidae. The record is from RefSeq and is a predicted model, not a curated record. Gene Ontology annotation, cellular component: cytoskeleton; cytoplasm. The transcript is spliced from 15 exons. Bases 162 to 2195 code for a protein of 677 amino acids. Gene Ontology annotation, molecular function: protein serine/threonine kinase activity; ATP binding.